GAUGAGUACAGGUACCGAGUGAAGUCCGUUCUGGUAUGAAGCGAAGCGACGCUGAAGUGGAGUGAGCUGAACAAGUGGGCAGAAGUCGUGUCGGAGAGCUGCGCAUUUAGAAAUUCGCUACUCCAGGCAUGAGCAUCGCGUCGUGUGUGUACAUCGAUAAGAGAAAAUGAUUUGCAGAGUAGCGGGAACAGGAAGAAAUGCUGAUAGAGACAUGGGACAACACCGUCUGAACUCAGUGCCCACUUCAUGUAUUAUCGAUGAUGUGUUGCGAGAGAUUACGGCGCUGACUACCUCCCGCUGGUGCUAGGAAAUGUAGGGUGAAAUGUUACUUAAGACGGUUUGCAGUCCUCCGAAACAACAGUCCCAGCAUUACGUUCUCCACCUCGUACGCAUUAGUUGGCAGCUGAGGUCAUGAGUUCUGCUUCUAAUAUCUGCGGCCGAGCUGAACCCAUCGCUGCAACAGACGAACAAGAGCAGGUUGACCGGGUCAAAAGAGGGCUGAGUCUAAGGAUUGGCGAGCCUCUACGAAGAGAAAACCUGUGAAGUGGAUUAGCGAAGGCAGAGCUAGGAGAGCUUGAGGGCUAAGUUCCUGAGGAAAUACAAAAUCUGUAAUGUGCAAUUACAGACUGCGAACCUGGAGUCGUGGUUUAGAAAGAUGGGACCCGAUAAUCGAUUCUGUAGGAUUCGGUUAUCAUCUGUUACGCACUGAAAGCAACCGAAAGAACAGCAGCUGCGGGUAGUGCUCGGGAGAGGACUAGGACGUCACAAUGAUCUCGAGGGGCUUGUUCGGGUGGUCACCUCCGCACGUGCAACCUCUAACUCCCGUGUCUGAAGUAUCAGAACCACCAGAAUCGCCGUCACCUUACUUAGACUUUGGAUCGGAACAAAUACAGCUAGAUGAGGAACCUCAAGGUGAAGAACUGGACGGUGUCGAGCAACCACAAGCUGCUGUUCCAUUCUUGAAGCUGUUUGCAUAUGCCACGCCGCUGGAUUGGCUGCUCAUGGCCCUCGGUUUCGCGGCGGCGGUAGCGCACGGCGUGGCAUUACCUCUUUUUCUUCACUUUUUUGGCAAAAUUAUCAAUUUGUUUGGCACUUAUCGUCAAGACUUUGAAGGCGGAAGCGCAGUUGCCUAUCUUAACGAUGAGUGCUCUAAGUAUGCUCUUUACAUCGUGUACAUUUCCGGAGGGGUUCUUUUGGCUGGCUGGAUAGAAAUUUGUUGUUGGAUAUACACAGGAGAGCGGCAGGCUGCCGUGAUCCGAUCAAAGUAUGUUCAGAUUCUGCUGAAACAAGACAUGGCAUUUUUUGACACGUAUGGCAGUAGAGGGAGUAUAGUCAGCCAGGUUUCAAAUGACGCUCUACUUGUACAAUAUGUGCUAAGCGAGAAGGUCGGGAACUAUGUACACAAUAUGGCAACCUGUAUCUCUGGUUUUGCUGUGGGGUUUGUCAACUGCUGGCAGAUUGCGCUGUUAACGUUAGGCACCGCGCCAUUUAUUGUUGCUGCUGGAGGCAUCUCCAACCUCUUUCUCAAUCGAUUAGCUGAGAUGGUACAGGAGGCUUAUGCCGAAGCAGCUGCUAUUGCAGAGCAGGCAAUAUCCUAUGUCCGAACUGUAUACUCCUUCGCAAACGAGACUACUGUGAAAUAUUCUUAUGCAAACGCAUUGCAAGCUACCUUGAGAUAUGGCGUCUUGAUUAGCCUUGUCCAAGGGGUGGGACUCGGGUUUAUCUACGGAAUUGCUCUGUGCUCCUGCUCUCUACAGUUUUGGGUUGGGAGAUUUCUUAUCAGGAAGCAUGGCGUGACGGGCGGCGAAAUUAUUGCAGCAGUUUUUGCGAUUAUUUUGAGUGGACUAGGUCUGAAUCAGGCAGCUACCAACUUCCAAGCUUUUGACCAAGGCCGCAUUGCUGCUCAUAGGCUAUUUGACAUGAUUAGUCGAAUUAUGCCACCACCUGCGCCGCCACCGGAAGCAAAAAUCCUUGCAGAUGUUCAAGGAACCAUAGAGUUAAGAAAUGUAUAUUUCAGCUAUCCUUCCAGCCCCGAUAUACCCAUCUUAAGUGGGCUGUAUCUCACUAUACCUGCAAGGAAGACUGUUGCCCUUGUUGGGAGUAAUGGUUCAGGCAAGAGCAGUGUUAUCUCAUUGAUCGAGCGCUUCUACGAUCCAACUUUAGGUGAAGUUCUACUGGAUGGGGAGAAUAUCAAGGGCCUGAAAGCUGACUGGCUGAGAAGCCAAAUUGGCCUUGUAAGUCAAGAAGCUGCUCUGCUUGCCUCCAGCAUUCGAGACAACAUUCUGUACGGUCGGAUUGCGAGUAUUGAUGAGAUCGAAGAGGCAGCGAAGAUGGCACAUGCGCACACGUUCAUCAGCUCACUUCCUGAAGGAUAUGACACACAGGUUGGUUAUGGUGGCCUGGUUCUCUCCGAAGAAAAAAUGCUGAAACUUGCAAUAGCAAGAGCUGUGCUGAAGAAUCCACCUAUCCUUCUUCUUGAUGAGGCCACAAGUAAUCUUGAUGCAGAUGCUGAAAGGAGUGUCCAGGAAGCUCUUGACAUUCUCAUGUUAGGGAGGUCCACAGUGGUGAUAGCUCAUCGGCUCGCCAGUAUUCGUAAUGCAGAUGUUAUCGCAGUUCUUCAAGAGGGUCUGCUGGUGGAGCAUGGAACGCACGACGAGUUGAUUAGAGUUGAUGGAUCCUACGCAGACCUCAUUCGGUUUCAGGAGACGGCCAAACCGGCGAGAAGGUCCCGAAGAUUUGAAGUCUCUCCAUUCCCAGUAUCAGAUCAGUUGUCCCCUCCGUCGACAGCACCCCGAUCUGCUACUCCCCCACUGUGCAAGUCGCCUUCUCUCAAGAGACAAAACGGUGUCAGAUUACCGGACUUUGCCAAGUUGAUCGAAUCUCCUCCAAAUCCGAGUCCACCUCCGGGCAAAAAGCAUGACAGCAGUGACUUUUCAUCGGAUUCUUUUGACAAGCAUAUGGGCCUUAGUGCCCCCGCUAUCAGAUGGCACGAAAUUCCUGAUGCACCAGCUCUUCAAAGUCUUAACCUUGAGGCUCAGCCAUCAACUCAAACUCAGGAGUCUCACUCUCCGAAAACUUCGUUUGAAGCACUGCCGAGCAAGACAUCAUUCGAAGGAUCACUCAAGAAUCUUGAGGUGCCAUCUCUUCCUCCCUUGGAAGUUCGCCCUCCUCAUCAGCGGCAAUCGUCCAAUAUGUCUGAUCCAGAAUCACCUGUUUCCCCAUUGUUGACUUCUGACCCCCGACGAGAACGAUCACACUCAAAGAACUACACGAGGACAAUAUCGGAGCUUGUUGAAACUGAGGAGAAACAUGAACCACCGGAGGUAUUUCUCUCAGAAAAGCCGUCUCUCAUGAGGCUUGCCAAGCUCAGCUCUCCAGAGUGGUUUUGUGCUCUUUUAGGCAGCUUAGGGGCAGCGCUCUUCGGUUCUUUCAAUCCUCUUUUCGGUUUCAUCCUUUCCGAACUUGUACAUACUUACUACAACGCCGAAGGGGACGAAUUGAAGAAACAAGUGAGCAAGUGGUGCUUGAUCAUUAUGGGCAUGGGGAUUGUGACGGUGGUUGUAAACUUCCUCCAACACUUUUACUUCGGCAUCAUGGGUGAGAAGAUGACAGAGAGGGUGCGCCGGUUGAUGUUUUCAGCAAUUCUGCGGAACGAAGUCGGUUGGUUUGAUAAGGAGGAAAACAGCAUCGAUGUGCUGUCUAUGCGGCUUGCAAAUGACGCCACUUAUGUUCGAGCCGCAUUCAGCAACAGACUGUCAGUGCUAAUACAGGACGCUACCUCCAUUUUGGUGGUACUUCUGGUGGGGAUGUUGAUGGAUUGGCGCCUUGCAGUAGUCGGACUGGCUACAUUCCUUCCUCUGACAUUUGCAGCGGUGACCCAGCAAUUAUGGAUGAUGGGGUUCUCUGGAGACAUCCGUGAAGGGCACAGCAAGGCUCGUCGAGUGCUGGAGGAGGCGGUUGCAAACAUUCACAAUAUCUUCGCGUUCAACGCCGAGAGGAAGGUGCUGCAUCUCUUCAAGCAACAAAUGAAAGUGCCUCUGUGGCGCAGCUUCGUUCGAGGCCAAGUGAGCGGCCUGGUCUUCGGGGUAUCGCAGUUCUUCUUGUUCGCCUCCAACGCCAUGGUUCUCUGGUACAGCGCAAGGCUUCUGGAGCGUCAUGCCCAAUUCCAGGAAGCGGACUUUCCUCGUCCCCUCCGAGGAUACCUUGUCUUCUCGUUCGUGACGUUUGUGAUGAUCGAGGCCUUCGGCUUGGCCCCACUCAUCCUCAAACGGCGCUACUCCAUUCUUCCUGUCUUCGCCAUCAUCGAUCGAAAGCCUAAAGUGGAGAGCGAAGAUCACGUGGGCCUGAAACCAGCUCAAAUCGCUGGACGCUUGGAGUUCCAGGAUGUGGAAUUCAUGUAUCCUACGAAGCCGGAAAUCGUCAUUUUACACAAUUUCAAUCUGAAGGUGGAAGCGGGACAAACUGUAGCCAUCGUGGGGACCGCCGGAUCAGGAAAGACUUCCGUGCUUUCGCUCAUGGAGCGAUUUUACGAGCCCCAGUACGGUCGCAUCCUUCUGGACGGCAAGGAUUUGAAGCUUCUCAACGUGAGGUGGCUCCGGAGUCACAUGGGGCUCGUCCAGCAGGAGCCCGUGCUCUUCUCGACGACCAUUAGAGAGAACAUCAUGUACGCCCGACCGAAUGCAACGGAAGCGGAGAUGACAGAGGCUGCGAGAAUUGCCAACGCUCAUCAUUUUAUUUGCAGUCUGCCACACGGAUACGACACACACAUCGGAAUGAGGGGCUUGCAAUUAUCUCCCGGGCAAAGGCUUCGAAUCGUCAUUGCCAGAGUGGUUCUGAAGAAUCCGCCUAUUCUUCUGAUCGACGAGGCCUCCUCUGCGGUCGAAGCCGAUUCCAACCGAGUGGUUCAGGAAGCUCUGGACCAGCUGAUCAUGGGCAGCAGAACCACCAUCGUUGUCGCCCACCGCCUCGCCCUUUUACGCCGGGUCGAUACGGUUGCUUUGUUACAUGACGGACAGAUUGUGGAGGAAGGCAGCCACGAUACGCUUAUGACCAAGCUCGGCCUCUAUGCCCGCCUCAUGCAACCCCAAUUCAAUAGAAAUCUUCGGCAACAUAGAAGUUCCUAAUUCAAUUCUAUUCUAUCAUAAAAUUUACUGGGUUGCUUGCUGCCGGAUACGCAGGGCAGCACCUCAAUUUUGUGGGCAUUUUAGAUGGUAAAAUCAAGUUCGUAGAAGGUUUGCAUAGAUUCGUCUGCCAAAGUGGCUGUGUCUUAUUCCAUGUAACAUCAAAUUCUGAAUUUGCUCGACUUAGAAUCUCAAUCAUCCAAGCCUUAUGGUUUGCUGACCAACCACCCAUGGCCCCGCAGAGCCAUAGACGAGGACUUAACUUCCUCGUGUCCAACGGAGUUUGUUUGCACUGCUUGGGAAAGCAAGAAGCAUCGUCGUCUCUGCGGUGCAGUUCAUGUGCCCUGUCUGGAGGCUCUUCUGUCGAAUCUAGUUCCUCGAGGCACCAGAGAGCACGAGGGGAUGCAAGGUCGAAUCGAAGCUCAAGCACAGACGAUGGGAUGGGAGAUCCCGAGGCUCCGUCCCAGCUUUUGAUGAGUUUGUUGGCUGCAUCGUGAUGUUGUUCACCUAUGUUGAGAUUCAUGCACUUGCUGCACUAAGGUCGAUGGCGCAGUGGCAGGCAGGCUGGCUUCAGCUGGUAGCUGUACCGUGGCUCAUUGAAAGCUUCUCUCCAGCAGCUCAGCAUUGCAGAUUAUAGGCAGGCGAUCAGGCAGGCAGGCUACUCAAGCGAGCAAGGGUGCACUGCUCGGUUGUUAGCACACUGGAAAGCUGGACACGGCCGAGGCCUUGCUUUGCAGUCAGACCGAGGAAGGUACAAUUGGGAUGAUUCUCUCUGAGAAGGCAGAUCCUAAUGGCAAUCCGCAAGUGUUGGCAAGUGGACAUGUGACCGAAACAAUCAAUCAAUCAAUCAAUGCUUGAGUAAAAGACGUGAUCGUUGACAGAUUCGCAAGUCUUGAGAACGAGGCUGGGGUCGAACCUUCCGAGGCUGCUGCUGCUUCCUUCCUCCUUCUGCAGGCUGUCCUCUCCUUGUGUCUCGUCGCCAGGGGUCUACGAUGCAAUUUCUGCUGGAAUGUGGGCUUCCUUCGAGGCGCGUGACAUGUUGUCGCAUUCUUCCCAGUCCUGGUGCCGGAGUUGUGACCAAAGAGUAUUUAUUGUUCAUACUGUAAUUUGAAAGGACUGCGGUUGUGGAUUUGUCAGUUCAGUUCAGUAUUAGUGGAAACCCAUCCGAGCUCUGUAACCUCAAUCUGUACAUUAUAAUGGGCAGGUCUCCCUAGACCACGUCAACGAAGAAGCUAGCGAGAGACAAUUCAUUUUCCGCUUCUUAUUAAUUCGCUGCACCCCUUUUGAAACGUCCGAGGAUCAAUGACUCCAACACAGCC
Messenger RNA from Marchantia polymorpha subsp. ruderalis, 6439 nucleotides. The record is from the annotation of a GenBank genome assembly. NCBI's taxonomy places the organism in Eukaryota, Viridiplantae, Streptophyta, Marchantiopsida, Marchantiales, Marchantiaceae.